Messenger RNA from Rhineura floridana, 3221 nucleotides. Its product is annotated as zinc finger protein 501-like. Gene Ontology annotation, biological process: regulation of DNA-templated transcription. The record is from RefSeq and is a predicted model, not a curated record. Lineage: Eukaryota; Metazoa; Chordata; Lepidosauria; Squamata; Rhineuridae. The transcript has 5 exons. The coding region runs from base 121 to 1413 and encodes 430 amino acids.
AGGAGGGUGGCCUGUUACUGCCAGUAUUUAAGAAUCUUGACAAUGAAGUCCUGCUGUAAAAUGGCACCAGAGUGACAUUUUGGAUCCUCCCAGCUUUCCCCUAGAGAGGAAAGAGCCACCAUGCAGCCAGCUCAGGGUCCAGUUACCUUUGAGGAAGUGACCUUGAAUUUCACCAAGGAGGAAUGGGUCCUGCUGGAUCCAGGCCAGAGAGCUCUUUACAAGGAGGUCAUGGUGGAGAUUCAUGAGAUGAUAAUCUCUCUGGGGCAUCUGAGUUUGAACCCUAACCUCGGUUCCUGGCUGGAAGGAGAUGUAGCAGAAGACCUCUUUGUCCAUGGCUUUGUAGCAGAGGAGAGAUCAGCAGCAGAUGCCUGGGUCAUCAUGACUGAGGAGGAACCAUCAGAAAUGUCACUGGAAACAGAUGAGGGGCAGGAGGAACAGAAAUUGGGGAGUCAUGGUGGAGCAAAAAGACAAGAGGGGAGACAAAUGCAGAAACUGCAGGAUGAAUCCAGUGCUUCUCAAGGUGGUGAAAGUAAAAUUCAAGGGAGUACUCAUCUCCGAAAGGAAACACGAAUGUCUCCUGUGUGCAGUAAAGGCUUAAGCCACCAAAAAGCUCUGAAUGCACCUUGGAGGAGGCAUAUGAGACAGAAACCAUACAAAUGCUUGGAGUGUGAAAAAAGCUUCAGUGACAGUAGCUCCCUUACUUUGCAUCAAAUAACUCAUGCGAGGGAGAAACCAUAUAAAUGCUUGGAGUGUGGAAACAAAUUUCGUCAUAGGUCAGGCUUUGCUUCACAUAAAAGAUUGCACACAGGAGAGAAACCUUAUAAAUGCUUAGAAUGUGGAAAGAGCUUCAGUAGUAGCAGCAGCAUUACUUCCCAUGAAAGAACCCAUACAGGGGAGAAACCAUAUAAAUGCUUGGAGUGUGGAAAGAGCUUCAGACAGCAUUGCCACCUUACUGUGCAUCAAAGAACUCAUACAGGGGACAAACCUUACAAAUGCUUGGAGUGUGGAAAGAGCUUCAGUAUGAGUGGAACCCUUGCUUCACAUCAGAGAACUCCUACAGGGGACAAACCUUAUAAAUGCUUGGAGUGUGGAAACCAAUUUUGUCAUAGAUCAGGCCUUACUUCACAUAAAAGAGUGCACACAGCGGAGAAACCUUAUAAAUGCUUGGAGUGUGGAAACAGCUUCAGUCAGCAUUGCCACCUUACUUCACAUCAAAGAACUCAUACAGGAGACAAACCUUAUAAAUGCCUAGAGUGUGGAAAGAGCUUCAGUGAGAGUGGCAGCCUUACUAAACAUCAAAGAACUCAUACAGGGGACAAACCUUAUAAACGCCUAGAGUGUGAAAAGAACUUCAGUCAGAGUAGCUCUCUUACUAGACAUCAAAGAACUCAUACAGGGGACAAAUCGUAUUAAUGCUUGGAUUGUGGAAAGAGUUUCAGUAACAGGAGUUCCCUUGCUUCACAUAAUAUGGGGAGAAACCAUAUAAAUGCUUCAAGUGUAGAAAGACCUUCAGUUGGAGUAGCAACAUUACUUCACAGAAACAAACUCAUUUAGGGCACAAACUUUAUAAAUGCUUGGAGUGUGGAAAAAGCUUCAGGUGGAAUAGCCUAGCAGGGGGAUCUAUUGAGAUCUGUGCUAGAGUGGAGAGAGAAACCAUAAAAAAUGACAGUCCGGACUGGUGGAGUCCCUGGUGGUGCCUAGUGAAAGGCAGUAGCCACAAGCAGGUAGGAACCUGACAGGGAGAGCCAGGGAAGGGCGUCACAUUCCUCCUAAGAGUUGCUAAGCUGUACCUGAGCACAAGAGCACUCCUGUGGUUAUUCAGAACAGCCACUGUUAUUCAGGUUUCCAGGCCUGGCCUCCACGAGGUCUUCUGUAUCUUUAAAAGUUGUGCAGGGGGAAGGGAGAAUUCCACCUUGUGGUUUUUCCCACUAACGUGUUGCAAGAACACCUGCAGAUGGCUGACUUUCUCUUCUCCUAAAGAUACAGGAUCAGUCUCAGGCCCUGAACCUGGCAACCCUAUUAUAUAUAUACUUUUGCAGAUUGCCCUUGACAAAGGCUUGUGCCAACACCCAAAAUGCUUUGGGCUGCAAUAAACAUUUUUUUCACUCUCUUCUGUUUGCUGAUUUGGCACCUUGAGGAUCUCCCUCUCUUUGGCUGGAGCAUUUUUGGGUGCUUCCCUCUUUGCUCUUUUGCUAGUCAUCUCAAUGGGUCUACUCUGGGGAGGACUAGCACUGGAUAGAAGCCAUAAGCCAACAAUCCGCCAUGAAGAAAAAAUCUCUCCACAUAGAAAACAAAGACAUGUAAGGAUUUAUUCAUCUUGGUGGGGAGGAGUGUUGCAUCAUAGGAGACCCAGGGUGAAAAGUCAGUACCCACACACAACCUAGGCAUGCCCUGAAGAUUUCUUUGGAGUCAAACAAAACAGCUUGAAUAAAAAUAAAAUUUGCCCUGGCAGGUACAGGAAGUGGGAAAGGAAAGGAAGCAGUAGCCUUUAUAGGAGUGACUCCAAAUCUUUUCCUCAGCUGGAACGACACAUGCAGUUUUAAAAUGUUUGAAUGCUGCUUUGUGAAAAUCUGGAACAUCAAAGUGUGUAUUUUUUUAAAAAAUCCUUUAAAGUGCAUGCACACGUCAAUGAAUACCUGUGUGCAUGCCCACAAUGGACUUCAGAUUUCCUGAUUAGAACAAGACACAUAUGGUGGAUUAAAAAAAAAAUUCACAACUCCUUUGUGUGAACAUGUAAGAAACUGUGUGCGCACCUAUGCAUUAACACCCUAGUAUGGACACAGCCUGGAAGAUUAAUGCACCUUCUAAAGCGUUAUGCCUUCUUUCUUGAUGAGAUCAUGAUGUUUAUUACACGUUUUCCGACAGCAUGCAGGCAUAAGAGGCUCCAUGACAAAGAAACAAAGAUCAAAAUGUUCCCCCCAACCACAAACAAUUAAAAGAGCUCUGCAGAGCUAUGAAAUAUCCAGAACAUGUUUUGUACAAAAAUGCUUCUUCCUGUCAAGUAAAGCUGUACACAUCCCUCAUCUGUAGGGCCACAGACUGCAGAAUUAGGUACAACAUAAGAACAUAAGAAGAGCCUGCUGGAUCAGGCCAGUGGCCCAUCUAGUCCAGCAUCCUGUUCUCACAGUGGCCAACCAGGUGCCUGGGGGAAGCCCGCAAGCAGGACCCGAGUGCCAGAACACUCUCCCCUCCUGAGGCUUCCGGCAACUGGUUUUCAGAAG